AUGAGAAUAUUGAUGCUUGGACUUGAUGCGGCUGGGAAAACGACCAUCCUGUACAAGCUGAAGCUGGGACAGUCUGUCACUACCAUCCCCACGGUGGGCUUCAACGUGGAGACCGUCACCUAUAAGAAUGUGAAGUUCAACGUGUGGGACGUGGGCGGACAAGACAAGAUCAGACCGCUCUGGAGACAUUACUACACGGGCACCCAGGGCCUGAUUUUCGUGGUGGACUGUGCCGACAGGGACAGGAUCGACGAGGCCAGGCAGGAGCUCCACCGGAUCAUCAACGACCGGGAGAUGAGGGACGCCAUCAUCUUGAUUUUCGCCAACAAACAGGACCUCACAGACGCCAUGAAGCCCCACGAGAUCCAGGAGAAGCUGGGCCUGACCCGGAUCAGAGAUAGGAAUUGGUACGUUCAGCCCUCGUGUGCAACAACUGGGGAUGGACUAUACGAGGGCCUCACCUGGCUUACCUCAAAUUACAAGUCUUAA
Molecule: messenger RNA, 489 nt
Organism: Menidia menidia (Atlantic silverside)
Lineage: Eukaryota; Metazoa; Chordata; Actinopteri; Atheriniformes; Atherinopsidae
Source: the annotation of a GenBank genome assembly